AUGGACGCUGCACGGAGAACUGAGAGCAUCUUCUCGGGCCUGGCGGGAGGCGGGCGGACCACCAUCGAGCCCUAUUCGCGGACGGCAUUUGCUGGACACGCAGACACCCCCGGACGCUGGGCCGCACGCCUCAGGCCACCUCCCGUCACCCCUGCCACGGAGCACACCGAGCGCCCUGGGCGCGCGUGCACGCGGCUGUCCCCAGGGCCCUGGCGCUGGGCGGGGGCGCCCGCGCGCGUCUACUACGAGGCGCGCCGGCAGGACUGGGACCAGGAUCGCGGCCCAGAGCGCUCGGGGCGCAGCGAGGGGGCUCCGGACCCGGAGGUCGCGGACGGGGCCCGGGCCGCCGCGGUCCGGGGUCGGGGCCGCCUUCGCCGGAUCGGGGAAGGGGCAGAGAGAGAGAGGGAGGCACAGAGUCCGAAGCAGGCUCUGGGCUCCGAGCCGGCAGCACAGAGCCCGACGCCGGCUCUGAGCCAGCCCGGCGCCCCGUCUGCCCCUGACUCUUAUCACCCAUCCGCGACGUGCGUGCUCACCUGUCUUGCCUUGUGCUUGUUUUCGCCUCUAGUCUGCCCUGGCAUGGAUAUCCGGAACAACCUGACGAGGCUGCACGAACUGGCCAACUGCUCGGUCAUUGAAGGUCAUUUGCAGAUACUGCUCAUGUUCAAAACGAGGCCCGAGGACUUCCGAGACCUCAGUUUCCCCAAACUCGUCAUGAUCACUGAUUACCUGCUGCUCUUCCGGGUGUACGGGCUGGAGAGCCUGAAGGACCUCUUCCCCAACCUCACGGUCAUCCGGGGCUCGCGCCUCUUCUUCAACUACGCGCUGGUCAUCUUCGAGAUGGUGCACCUGAAGGAGCUUGGCCUCUACAGCUUGAUGAACAUUACCCGGGGCUCCGUCCGCAUCGAGAAGAAUAAUGAACUGUGCUACCUGGCCACCAUCGACUGGUCGCGCAUCCUGGAUUCGGUGGAGGAUAAUUACAUUGUGUUGAACAAAGACGACAACGAGGAGUGUGGGGACAUUUGUCCAGGCACUGCAAAGGGCAAGACCAACUGCCCUGCCACUGUCAUCAACGGGCAGUUUGUGGAGCGUUGUUGGACACACGGCCAUUGCCAGAAAGUUUGUCCGACCAUCUGCAAGUCGCACGGCUGCACGGCCGACGGCCUCUGCUGCCACAGCGAGUGUUUGGGCAACUGCUCCGAGCCCGACGACCCCACCAAGUGCGUGGCCUGUCGCAACUUCUACCUGGACGGCAGGUGCGUGGAGACCUGCCCGCCCCCCUACUACCACUUCCAAGACUGGCGCUGCGUGAACUUCAGCUUCUGCUGGGACCUGCACAAUAAAUGCAAGAACUCCCGGAGACAGGGUUGCCACCAGUAUGUCAUUCACAACAACAGGUGCAUCCCUGAGUGCCCCUCGGGGUACACGAUGAAUUCCAGCAACCUGAUGUGUACUCCCUGCCUGGGCCCCUGUCCCAAGGUCUGCCACAUCCUGGAAGGCGAGAAGACCAUCGACUCGGUGACAUCUGCCCAGGAGCUCCGAGGCUGCACCGUCGUCAACGGAAGCCUAAUCAUCAACAUUCGAGGGGGCAACAACCUGGCAGCUGAGCUGGAGGCCAACCUCGGACUCAUUGAAGAAAUUUCCGGGUAUCUGAAGAUCCGGAGAUCCUAUGCUCUCGUGUCACUUUCCUUUUUCCGGAAGUUACGGCUGAUUCGGGGAGAGACCUUGGAAAUCGGGAACUACUCUUUCUAUGCCUUGGACAACCAGAACCUGAGGCAGCUAUGGGACUGGAGCAAACACAACCUCACCAUCACUCAGGGGAAACUCUUCUUCCACUAUAAUCCCAAACUCUGCUUGUCGGAAAUUCACAAGAUGGAGGAGGUUUCAGGAACCAAGGGGCGCCAGGAGCGGAACGACAUUGCCCUGAAGACCAAUGGGGACCAGGCGUCUUGUGAAAAUGAACUACUUAAAUUUUCUUACAUUCGGACAUCUUACGACAAGAUCUUGCUGAAAUGGGAGCCGUACUGGCCCCCUGACUUCCGAGACCUCCUUGGCUUCAUGCUCUUCUACAAAGAGGCCCCUUAUCAGAAUGUGACCGAGUUCGACGGGCAGGACGCGUGUGGCUCCAACAGCUGGACGGUGGUGGACAUUGACCCACCUCUGAGGUCCAAUGACCCCAAGUCGCAGAACCACCCAGGGUGGCUGAUGCGGGGUCUCAAGCCCUGGACCCAGUAUGCCAUCUUUGUCAAGACCUUGGUCACCUUUUCUGAUGAGCGCCGCACGUAUGGGGCCAAGAGUGACAUCAUCUAUGUCCAGACCGAUGCCACCAACCCUUCCGUCCCCCUGGAUCCUAUCUCGGUUUCGAAUUCCUCCUCUCAGAUCAUUCUGAAGUGGAAGCCUCCCUCGGACCCCAAUGGCAACAUCACGCACUACCUGGUGUUCUGGGAGAGGCAGGCGGAGGACAGCGAGCUGUAUGAGUUGGAUUAUUGCCUCAAAGGGUUGAAGCUGCCUUCCCGGACCUGGUCCCCGCCGUUCGAGUCCGAGGGCUCCCAGAAGCACAAUCAGAGUGAGUACGAGGAGUCCGCUGGCGAAUGCUGCUCGUGUCCCAAAACCGACUCUCAGAUCCUGAAGGAGCUGGAGGAGUCCUCUUUCAGGAAGACGUUCGAGGAUUACCUGCACAAUGUGGUUUUCGUGCCCAGGCCGUCGCGGAAGCGCAGGGCCCUCGCCGACGCUGGGAACGUGACGGCCGCCGUGCCCACGGUGCCUGGUUUCCCCAACACUUCCAGCAGUGUGCCCACGAGCCCGGAAGAGCACAAGCCCUUCGAGAAGGUGGUGAACAAAGAGUCGCUGGUCAUCUCCGGCCUGCGUCACUUCACCGGCUACCGCAUCGAGCUGCAGGCUUGCAACCAAGAUGCCCCCGAGGAGAGGUGCAGCGUGGCUGCCUACGUCAGCGCCAGGACCAUGCCCGAAGCCAAGGCAGACGACAUUGUUGGCCCUGUGACCCAUGAAAUCUUCGAGAACAACGUGGUUCACUUGAUGUGGCAAGAGCCUAAAGAACCCAAUGGAUUGAUCGUGCUGUAUGAAGUGAGUUACCGACGGUAUGGUGAUGAGGAGCUGCACCUCUGUGUCUCCCGUAGACACUUUGCUCUGGAGCGGGGCUGCAGGCUGCGAGGGCUGCCGCCAGGGAAUUACAGUGUGCGAGUUCGGGCCACCUCCCUGGCGGGCAACGGCUCCUGGACAGAAGCCACUUAUUUCUAUGUGACAGACUAUUAUGUCCCAUCGAACAUUGCAAAAAUUAUCAUCGGGCCUCUCAUCUUUGUCUUUCUCUUCAGUGUUGUGAUUGGAAGUAUUUAUCUAUUCCUGAGAAAGAGGCAGCCGGAUGGCCCACUGGGGCCGCUGUAUGCUUCUUCAAACCCUGAGUACCUCAGUGCCAGUGAUGUGUUUCCCUGCUCUGUGUAUGUGCCGGACGAGUGGGAGGUGCCUCGGGAGAAGAUCACCCUCCUGCGCGAGCUGGGGCAGGGCUCCUUCGGCAUGGUGUACGAGGGCAAUGCCAGGGACAUCGUCAAGGGCGAGGCGGAGACCCGCGUGGCGGUGAAGACGGUCAACGAGUCUGCCAGUCUGCGAGAGAGGAUCGAGUUUCUCAACGAGGCCUCAGUCAUGAAGGGCUUCACCUGUCAUCACGUGGUCCGCCUCCUGGGGGUGGUGUCCAAAGGCCAGCCGACGCUGGUGGUGAUGGAGCUGAUGGUUCACGGAGACCUGAAGAGCUACCUCCGCUCCCUGCGGCCGGAGGCUGAGAAUAACCCUGGCCGCCCUCCCCCUACUCUGCAAGAGAUGAUUCAGAUGGCGGCGGAGAUCGCCGACGGGAUGGCGUACCUGAAUGCCAAGAAGUUUGUGCACCGGGAUCUCGCAGCUCGAAAUUGCAUGGUGGCCCACGACUUCACCGUCAAAAUUGGAGGUUUGUCCGGCUUUCUGCUUUGAGACACGGGGCCCAGG
This is a messenger RNA of Herpailurus yagouaroundi (jaguarundi), 3990 nucleotides long. It is a transcript of the gene INSR, whose product is annotated as insulin receptor. The record is from RefSeq and is a predicted model, not a curated record. Gene Ontology annotation, biological process: positive regulation of phosphatidylinositol 3-kinase/protein kinase B signal transduction; cell surface receptor protein tyrosine kinase signaling pathway; multicellular organism development. Bases 1 to 3975 code for a protein of 1324 amino acids. Gene Ontology annotation, molecular function: ATP binding; phosphatidylinositol 3-kinase binding; insulin receptor substrate binding. NCBI's taxonomy places the organism in Eukaryota, Metazoa, Chordata, Mammalia, Carnivora, Felidae. The transcript has 21 exons. Gene Ontology annotation, cellular component: insulin receptor complex; axon; plasma membrane.